Molecule: messenger RNA, 308 nt
Organism: Cetraspora pellucida
Lineage: Eukaryota; Fungi; Glomeromycota; Glomeromycetes; Diversisporales; Gigasporaceae
Source: the annotation of a GenBank genome assembly
GUUCUAUUUGUACUAGACAGAAACAGGUUUCUUCUUACUUACCGGAUCCUAAAUCUGCUAUUUUUAUUGAAGACUUUAAGAAUGCCAAAGCUCUUGCGGAUUAUUUGAAAUAUUUAGUUAAAAAUGAGACUGCAUAUUUAGAAUAUCAUAAGUGGCGGACUAUGAAGUUGUAUGAUGAAUUUGAGAAGAAAUCAUACAUGAGUAUUUAUAAUGUCGAAUGUAACACUUGCAGAGAGGUUGCUAGGUUAAGGAUUCUUGAAGAAUAUAAUAAUACUGAAUACGAUAAUACUGUCUUGUAUAACCCAUGA